GUGGGGCGUUUGGCGCUAUAUAUCUGGGGGAACAGCAUGGAUUAAUGGCAAAAUCCACGCGCAUUCCUCCUUUUCUACUGCAGUCAACAAACUCAUCCAACAAGGGACUCAAUUACACCCCCCUCUUUCGACAAUGACGUCCUCCCUAUUAGCCGCUAUCGGACUCACACCAGCCCCUUUAUUCCCCCCCAUCCCCAAUUAUGGGCCAGGUUUCCUGAUCUUUCACUUUGUCUUCGCCUACGUCGUCAUGUCCGCGCGGGUCCUCAAAGUAUAUCAUGGCAUUGACCACCAGGUAUCCCCUCGCCAGGAUUUGAUUAAAUACGGUGAGGCGGCUGUGCGCGAAGGGAAGAUCACCGCGAAGCAACUCGAAAUGCUCCAUCGCAACGAAGCAGCACAUGCCAACUCCGUCGAGAACUACACCCUCUUCGUCGCAGGUAUCACCCUCGCCACCAUUGCGGGAGUACCACGCACAACCAUAAAUGCGGCGGGCUUAAUAUAUACCGUGGCACGGAUUCUCUAUGGUAUUCAUUAUAUCACUAUAGAUCGGAACCGGCCGGCUUGGUUCCGGAGUGUCCUUUGGCAGGCAGGAAACUUGAGCUGUCUGACUCUGCUGUGGAAGGCUGGACAGGCGCUGAAUAGUUAGGUGGAUUUCGAUGCUCUGGAGAUCGAAGAAGUGGUACUCAGUCGGCCAUUGGCUCCUGUUUCAUGCUUCAUGCUUCAUCUUGCUUGGUCAAUUAGAUAUUGAAGUAUAUCACUUCAGAUAAAAAUAUAGAACGAAUUUAUACAUUAUACUUCAUAACCCAGUCAAAUUGACUGGAGAACUUACACACCAUAA
Aspergillus alliaceus is the source of this 835-nucleotide messenger RNA. Its product is annotated as MAPEG family protein. Gene Ontology annotation, cellular component: membrane. Lineage: Eukaryota; Fungi; Ascomycota; Eurotiomycetes; Eurotiales; Aspergillaceae. The coding region runs from base 134 to 643 and encodes 169 amino acids. The record is from RefSeq and is a predicted model, not a curated record. The transcript has a single exon.